GAAUCUAACUUGGAUUUAGAAGUACAACGCAAGGACCCCAAAUCUCCACUGCAUUCCGUAAAAACAUUUGAAGCGCUGCAUCUAAAACCCGAGCUGUUAAAAGGUAUAUACGCUAUGGGGUUUAAUGCUCCUUCCAAAAUUCAAGAAACAGCACUUCCAACAUUACUUGCGGACCCUCCUCAAAAUAUGAUAGCCCAAAGCCAGUCUGGAACCGGUAAAACAGCCGCAUUUGUUUUAGCAAUGUUGAGUCGGGUUGAUAUCAAAUUGGAUUUUCCACAGGUUCUUUGUAUUUCGCCUACUUAUGAGCUUGCAAUACAAACUGGUGAAGUAGCUGCUCGAAUGGCACAAUUUUGUCCGGAAAUCAAAUUAAAAUUUGCUGUUCGUGGUGAAGAAGUUACACCAAACACGAAACUAAAGGACCACAUAAUAAUUGGAACACCUGGAAAAAUUUUGGACUGGGGAUUAAAAUAUCGUGUAUUUGACUUGAAAAAAAUUCGAGUGUUUGUACUAGACGAAGCAGACGUAAUGAUUGCAACACAAGGUCACCAUGAUCAAUGUAUUCGAAUUCAUAAACAACUUUCUUCGAGAUGUCAAAUGUUGUUUUUCUCCGCAACGUACGAUAAGGAAGUUAUGAAUUUCGCCCAGCAUAUAGUACCUGAUCCUACAAUUAUACGACUUAUGAGAGAGCAAGAAUCGCUAGAAAACAUAAAGCAAUAUUAUGUAAAAUGUAUGAAUGAAGAAGACAAAUAUAAUGCAAUUCAAAAUAUUUAUGCCGGAAUAACAAUAGGUCAGGCUAUAAUAUUUUGUCAUACUCGUAAAACUGCUGGUUGGCUGGCAGGAAAGAUGUCAUCGGAUGGCCAUUCUGUUGCAGUGCUUUCCGGAGAUUUAACGGUGGAACAAAGGCUUGCAGUUUUGGAUCGAUUCAGGGCUGGCCUCGAAAAAGUUCUCAUAACGACCAACGUACUCUCAAGAGGAAAUUUUUUCAUCCAGCUCAGCACAGGAAAAUGCUACAGUUUGGCAAACAACCUGAGGAUAAAAAUCGACAACUACCACAUUCCAUUACAAUGACGAUUAUAUUGUUAUAUAAUAAUACAAUAACAAAAAAAAAACUCUGGUAAAAAUUUGGUUGUCAUAAAUUCUCUACCAUUUCAUGCAGUAAGACAUUUUAGAUAAAACGUGUUUCUAUUUUCACCCAUUUGUGAAGUUUUAUAAAUACUUCUGGCUGGAGUAGAAACUCUUGUCAGGUUAAAAAAAUUAACAUUAUUUCAAAUAAA
This is a messenger RNA of Bactrocera latifrons, 1274 nucleotides long. RefSeq names its product DEAD-box helicase Dbp80 (gene Dbp80). Gene Ontology annotation, cellular component: cytoplasmic stress granule; nucleus. Lineage: Eukaryota; Metazoa; Arthropoda; Insecta; Diptera; Tephritidae. Gene Ontology annotation, molecular function: ATP binding; RNA helicase activity; RNA binding. The record is from RefSeq and is a predicted model, not a curated record. The coding region runs from base 115 to 1068 and encodes 317 amino acids. Gene Ontology annotation, biological process: poly(A)+ mRNA export from nucleus. The transcript has 8 exons.